AUGUCUGUGAUUCUCGAUGCCUCCCAAAUUGAUACCGACAUGGCGCCCGAGAGUGCCUCGGAUGACCAUCCCGCUCGCCAUGCAUCGCGAUCACGUCCUAGCCGGGAAAACACCAUACCGUCGGCCCUUCUGAAGAGAGAUAGGUCUGCGUCAGCGACCCCCAAGGUUGAGCGCACCAUGUCCAUGACCGAUAGCUUUAUACUGGAGCACCUCAAACACGCCGGCCCUCAAUCUCCUCCUUCCGAGCUUGAUGAUUCGCAUCCUGGAACUCCUCGGAAGGACAAAGAUACUUUCGCUCCCAUAUCCAACUGGGCCCACUUGUCAUACCUAAAGACUCAGAGGACCCAACUUCGGACCGAACUCAAAGUUCACCAAGUUGCUGGUGCGGAAGCGAAGCAUUCAAUAUCUUCACUGCGCCGUCUUGCAUUUCGUAUGGCAGUGAAUAUUUCUGUAAAGGAGAAACAGAUUGCCAACACAGCGCGCAACCUUGCUAGCAGUCGCAAGAAGAACUAUCUGUCAACUCGCGAUACGGAGAAGAGGAUUGCAGAGCUCACCAAGAGUUUGCAAGAGGAGGAGUAUCGGAACAAGGAUAUCCUUGAAUGCUUGGAGAAGGCUUCAAUGCUCACGCUGCAGUAUUCCGACCCUGAUCAACAAGUAUCGAAUCGCAUGCAGCCUGGCCUCGCAUCUCCACCGAAUACCCCGCCGACUCGCAUUCUGCACGGAUCCCACAACUCGACCGGGACGCCUAAGACUCCCACACGACCUACCAGCUCGCUAUGGGGCAACAACGGGUGCGACUUCACGCCAGAGUCGAGCACUGCCGACAUACGUACUCAAGACGGCCGUUUGAUCCAAGCGAAGCGGGAAUCAGACCGCGCCCUUGCAGUAUGUCGGGACAGGGUAGCGCAGUUGCGGACAGAGUGCGCGAAGAACAACGAUGCGGCGGGUCUAUGGACCGCAACGCAAACGGGACUGGAAGCGGAGAUCGAGAACCAUCAGACGCGCAUCGCGAACUUGGAGCGAUCGAGAGCUGCUGUUGAAGAGAACUUGCGCCAGACGAAGUUGGAACUCGAGGAGUCGGCGAAGUUCCAAGGGGAGCUACGUGCCGAUCUACAAUCUAAACGCGAAGAAGUCAAGGAACUAGAGAGCACUUCCAAGGACCGACAAGAUACUAUCAGGAAACUGACAGAAGAGAAGGCAUCGCUUCAAGCGGAAGUUGAAAAUUACGACGGUCGUCUGCAGAAGCUUGAGACAUGUACGACUGGGCUGGAGGAAGAGCUUAAAAAUUUGCAUAGAAAGCUCAGUGAAGCAGAGCAACGUGAAGCGGACCUUCGGGAUCGCCUCGCCGAGAAUGAAAUAGUUCGCAGAACGAUGGAUCAGCAGUUGAGGCAGGGUCGCGAAAAUGUGGCUACCCUGGAGAAGUCGGUCUUCUUUUUCCAGGGUCAGAUAACGGAAGAGUCAAAAAAAGUCAAAGUUUCUAGCGGAGUUAUCUCUUCUCUGAGGAAUGACGUAAAGGAAUCGGAAGAGCUCAAACGUCAUGCAGAAGCGGCUUUGGCGGUAGUCCAAGGAUCCCUGACUGAACUAGAGUCUAGGCUUCACUCGGCAGAGGAGGCUAACCACGAUUUGCGAGCGGAAUUGGAUUCGUCUAUCUUGGCUCACCGCGAAUUAGAAAAAGGGCUUCGGUCGACCAAAGCGCAACUUGCUGAUGAGGCUGGCCAGAAGGAGAAACUACAGACUGAGCUAUACGCACUGCGACAGUCUCGGGACAUCCUGGAGCAUGAUCUAGAGGCAGCCAAAGCACGAAUACAGGAGCUGGAAGGAGCAGAUGCGGCCACGAAACAGGAGUUGCAGUCUUUAAGAGAGUCUGAAGCCACAAUUGAACGCGAUCUUGAAGCCGCUCACAGACAUUCUGGUGAAUUACAAAAGGGCCUGGAUGAAAACAGUGGCAAGCUUGCUUCGCUGCAAACGCACACGAAUGAGUUGACCACUCAAUUGCAAAAGACAGAACAGGCAAGGACAGCACUCGAAGCACAGCUACACGGCUCUGAGCAGAAGAGGAGUAUGCUUGAGGCUCAGUUGGAGGACUCCCACAAGGCCAGAUCUGAGACGGUGACACGUCUCAACACCCUGUUCGGCUUGAAAGCAGACAUUGAGCGGGAGCGAAAUACCCACCAAUCUCAACUAGCUCACAUGACAUUGGAAGCGACUGGCCUGCAAUCUCAGUUGUCCCUCUUGAAAGAUGAGCUUCACCAAAGUCAGCAGACCAAGGUCGAGCUUGAAGAACGUCUUGAGAAGGCACAGUCCGAGGCUCAGGCUCUCAGCGCUGAGAGUUCAGCACUGCACGAGCAGCUGUCAGUCAAUUUAAAAACCCAUUCGGAAGCGCAAGAGCACCUGGGCUCUCUCCAAGGCGAAGCUGCAACUCUGAACAUCCGCAUUUCCGAACUGCAGGGCAGAGCCGACGCGGGUGAUAUUUCACAGGCUGAGGUAGAGCGCAGCCUGCGUGAAUCGGUACAGAACCUUGAAAUCUUGAAGCGCGAACUUACAAACACUCAAGACCGGCUAUCAACCGUUGAUGGAGAAAGCGAAACUCUCCGGUCGAAGCUAUCUAGCCUUGAAACGGACUGGACACUCGUUCAGGCAUCCAAGAAAGAGAUUGAUCGGCAACUGAAGGAAGCAACUGAGGAUCGCAGCAAGCGGGAGAACGAAGUGGAGUCGCUCAGCUUCCAGCUUGGUGACGUGACUUCCGAAAGAGACGAACUGCUUGUGAGGGUUGCUGCGACCGAGCAAGACCUUAAGAAGCUGCAGGAGGCCAGGAUCGACUUCGAAGAGCGCUUAGCAAAAGAGACAGAAUUAAACAUGGAACUGGAUUCGGAGCUCCGGUCGACACGAUCUAAAUUAUAUGUUUUCCAGACGGAGAAUGCAACACUGCAGACGCGACUCACCGAGAACAGCGCGGAGCUGAAGAACCUGCAAUUGAAGCAUAGGGAACUUGACGAACGCCUGACCACUGUCGCUGAGGGCAAGGCCAGCCUUGAGGAGGAUGUCACCUCCGCCCGGGGCCUCCACAAGCAGUCAGAAACCAAUGCUGCGACUCUCAACAGGCGAAUUGUCGAGCUGAGUGAGGAAGCUGAUAGUCUCCGCUUAGCGAAAGCCGAGGUUGAGCAACGACUUGAAGAAGUGACCAAAUCUAACGAGGACGUUGAAAAGGAGUUGGGAGAUGCUCGUUCCCGCUUGUCAGUAUUCAAGGUCGACACAUCAGCUCUGCAUACUAAACUAUCCGAUGCACACAAUGAGCUCGAUAUCGUGCGCAAGGCCAAGACAGAUCUUGAGGAGCGCUUCAGCACCGCAGCUGGUUCAACAAAUCAAGUAGAGAAGGAUCUCGAAGCAGUCCGCUCACAGCUCCAGGAACAAGAAUUUCAAGGCGCCACUAUGAUUUCUAAGAUCUCUGAAGCGGACAAAGAGCUCGCGAAAUUGAAGCAAACGAACGACAAGCUCAAUGCUUCUGAAAAGGACCUGAUGCAUCGGCUCGAGGUAGCAGAGGAGGAGCUGCGGUCUGUCCAGACAGCGAACACGCGAUUGGAGACAUUCCUGGAUAAAGUAGAACAAGACAUGCUCAAAGCGGAGGCUGCGUUCGCAGACAGCGAGCAACGGCUCGAUGAAUUUGUUACCGAGUCUGAAGCGAAGAUCAAUGCUGCGACGACAUCGAAACUCAAAUAUAAACGUCGCCUCACUGCUAGAAACAAAGAGAUCGAGAUUCUCAUUGACGAGAACUCGGCGCUGCACCACCAUGUCAGUGACCAGUCGCGUGAGCUGGAGUCGAUCGUGCAGAGCAAGAACAAGCUGCUGGCCGAAGCCCAAGGCAAAGAGAAGACCAUCCAGGAGCUCGAGUGGGCUCAUGAGGAGCGACUGCGAAACGAACACAAGAGCAAGGACGAUCAGCUCGAGGAGCUUCGACGGAUCCAAUUGCGUAGUGAGAGCGACUAUGAAUCACAGAUACAAAAGCGAGAUUCAGCCAUGUCAGACCUCAAGCAGGAGCAGCAAAACCGGCUGCGGUUAGAACUACAAGCGAAGGAUUCUAAGAUUAACGAGAUACAGAAGGACAAGGAUGAGUUCGCUGCUUCCCUUGCUGCCGUGGAAGCAGAGCUUUGGGAACUGCGUGAGAACAAAGAAAGCUUCGAGGCGCUGGUCCAGACGCUCAAUGAGAGGAUACAGCAUCUAGAAGAGUCAAAUCGUCCACAAGAGUCGGUAGAGAUUGCCACACCCACCUUUUCUGACGCAAAGAUCCACCAGGAAGAUGCAGAAGCUGGCCCCUCGACACCUCUUCCACCGAAACGCACCACAACCGUAGAUGGUGAACAUGGCAGAUCCAGCGUCCAGCCGGACGUACCGCUCAGCAGCACUGAGCCUGCGGAUGGAUCAGAGUCAUGGUCAAGGGAAGUUGAUCGCGUACGCUUGCUUCGCGACGAGACCGCCAACCAACUCAAAGGCAUGAAGAAGCUAGAAAGCGACCUGAGGAAGUCGCUGAAGGAUAGUGAGAAGCAACUGCAUGACUUGGAGCGAAGCGGCAAGAAUAAGCGCACCCCAACCGUGCUCCGCAAACGUUCCCACUACACGCCCGCCCGCGAUACCGAAACACUAUCGCCCUCGCGCCCUGCGACCGCUGGCCUUCUUCACAACCGCAACACUUCCUACCAGCAUAACUCGCUCUUCCAGGACAAAGAUGACAGUCCUGGUCCGGAGCGCCCUGAAACCGCGAGUCCUGUUCGGCCGAAAACGGCAGGCCAUGCGUCGUCACCGCGCCGGUGGUCUAGUCUACCGCGACCAGGGAGCUCGUAUCGCCCAGCGACGAGCAAGAGCUACGGAAGACUGGGCACGGGGCUUCAGGACGUAGAUGAGCAUGGGAUGAUGGUAGAGAGACCGAAGACGAGUUUGGGUGGGCCUGUGGGCAGGAAUCAAGGAGACAGUCAGAAGAAGAGAUUCACCAGCCUGAGGAGGUUGUUUCACAAGGAGACGUGA
Molecule: messenger RNA, 5016 nt
Organism: Didymosphaeria variabile
Lineage: Eukaryota; Fungi; Ascomycota; Dothideomycetes; Pleosporales; Didymosphaeriaceae
Exons: 3
Coding region: 1-5016 (1671 amino acids)
Source: RefSeq, a predicted model, not a curated record